Messenger RNA from Xenopus laevis (African clawed frog), 1940 nucleotides. It is a transcript of the gene tfdp1.L, whose product is annotated as transcription factor Dp-1 L homeolog. The record is from RefSeq and is marked provisional. Gene Ontology annotation, cellular component: transcription regulator complex; nucleus. Gene Ontology annotation, molecular function: DNA-binding transcription factor activity, RNA polymerase II-specific; RNA polymerase II transcription regulatory region sequence-specific DNA binding. Lineage: Eukaryota; Metazoa; Chordata; Amphibia; Anura; Pipidae. Gene Ontology annotation, biological process: regulation of gene expression; regulation of transcription by RNA polymerase II; regulation of DNA-templated transcription.
GCGCCUGCAGUUAACAGCUUUUAUCUGGAGGUGUAAGUAGCGAUGCGGGACUGCGGGCUGAAUAAGGAAAAGCAGGGCUGUGGGGCAGUAUGCGCUUACCUGCAUUGUCGGGCCCCCUGCUGCCAGUGAGCUGCACACUUCGGAAGGGAGGGCGGGAGCUAAGGUUCAGUUUGAACUUCCCCCAAGCCUAUCCAAUCCCUAUAGGCUUUACCGGGACUUAAACUUCUGUGCCAAAACGAGCAUAGAGAAAGCUGUGUAGGAAAAGAACAUGCAGAUAGUAUAACUCCCGCCCUUCUUUCUGAAAUCUGCAGCUUAUUAACAGCAGGGAGCCCGGGAAUCCAAGUUGUAUUUGUUUGGUGACCUGAGACCUGCCAUCCUGACUUCUAGGAUCUGAUAACAUGGCAAAAGAUGCUGGUCUUAUAGAAGCAAAUGGAGAACUCAAGGUUUUUGUAGAUCAGAAUCUUAGCCCUGGAAAAGGUGUAGUGUCAUUAUUGACUGUCCAUCCAUCAUCAGUCAGUUCCGUUGGAAAACAGCUGCUGCCGAAAACGUUUGGACAGUCCAAUGUAAACAUUUCUCAGCAUGUGGUUCUUGGGACACCACAGAGGCAAUCUGCACCAAAUACUAUCCUUAUAGGAAGCCCUCAUACGCCUAAUACACAUUUUAUAUCACAGAACCAAGCUACAGACUCUUCACCAUGGUCUGCUGGGAAGAGAAAUAAAAAAGGUGAAAAGAAUGGCAAAGGCUUGCGUCAUUUCUCCAUGAAGGUUUGUGAGAAAGUACAGAAGAAAGGAACAACAUCCUACAAUGAAGUGGCUGACGAAUUGGUUGCAGAAUUUAGUUCAGCAGAUAAUCAUAUAUCUCCGAAUGAGUCUCAAGCAUAUGACCAGAAGAAUAUUAGACGACGAGUCUAUGAUGCCUUAAAUGUGCUAAUGGCUAUGAAUAUUAUUUCUAAAGAAAAAAAAGAAAUAAAGUGGAUUGGUUUACCUACAAACUCUGCUCAGGAAUGUCAAAAUUUGGAGGUUGAAAGACAAAGAAGACUUGAACGAAUAAAGCAAAAGCAGUCUCAGCUGCAAGAACUUAUACUACAGCAAAUUGCCUUCAAAAACCUAGUUCAGCGAAAUCGUCUUACAGAACAAAAAGCAAACAGACCACCCCCACAAAAUUCAGUCAUACAUUUACCCUUCAUCAUUGUGAACACCAGCAAGAAGACAGUGAUUGACUGCAGCAUUUCUAAUGACAAGUUUGAAUACCUAUUUAAUUUUGACAAUACAUUUGAAAUACACGAUGAUAUUGAAGUACUGAAGCGAAUGGGAAUGGCUUGUGGUCUAGAAUCAGGAAGCUGUUCAGCUGAGGACCUUAAGACUGCCAAAAGCUUAGUGCCAAAAGCUCUAGAACCAUAUGUGACAGAAAUGGCUCAGGGAUCAAUUAGCAGUGUGUAUAUCUCAUUUUCAUCAGGUUCAGUGUCUAAUGGCAGAAGGUUUUCAUCAAGUGACUUGACUGGCUGUACAGAUGGCAUGUUGGCUACGAGUUCAAAUGGAUCCCAAUACAGUAGUUCCCGAGUUGAGACUCCUGUGUCGUAUGUUGAAGAGGAAGAUGACGAUGAUGAUGAUGAUCUUGAUGAUGACUGAUGUGUAGCACAUUUUUUCUGUGUUGAGAUACAACUUCGGGAAAAAAAUUUCUGUUAAUGGGGUGAUUUUUUUUUUCUUAUUUCCCCCCCAUUCCAAGGAAAUAUUGAUACAGUACUUGGUUCUUACAACCAAGAAGGAUCAUUCAAGUUUAUAUUUUUUGUGUGCUGUGGAUUUUGACAGUAUUUUGCUCAAAUCUAUUUACUUUCCCAUGUAUAGUUAUGUUUGCCCCCUUAGAAUUUUGCUUGAAGGGGAACUUCAUCCACAUUAAUGGGGAAAAUAAACUGAUAUCCUUUGUAAAAAAAAAAAAAAAAA